GUGGUUUAUAACUCAUCUACUUACAAUUGCCGUUAAAGGGGCAGACUAGCGACAAAUUGACGGGUUGCCACCUUUUGUAACGGCGAUCAUCCUGCACUGUGCUGGACGCCGCUCUAGCCUCUCUAUAGCCUAGCGCGAGGAGCUAACUCAACUGAGCGUUCGUCUCGCAACCUACAACGCUUAGCAGCAGGGGCGGGGCAUGGCGCAAACUUACUUUAUAUUUGGCUGAACAACUUCUUUCCCCAAACAUUAUAUCCCAGCAGAAUUCAAGGCGCGUCAGACCCGCUGCGAUGGGAAGCUCCAGCGCGCCACAGUUGUCUGGGCCAGUCCAGUGAGCCUAGAAGCUUGGACCUCGGGCGUUUAUAGGGGCGAAGCUGUGGACAGGUUGAGAUGUCCAAUUUUAACUCCAUAAGCGCCCCGUUCGUCCAGUAGAAUUACCACAGCCUCGUUUGGCUAGUCAGGGAGACACAAGGGGCGAGAGACCCAGUAGAGCAUCAGGAGAUGAAAAGACCAUUCUGCCUCUGACUCGCAUUGUACAGCUUCAUGAUCAUUCCUCAUCUUUGUAUUUCAACCAUUGUUCAAAAUGCGCACCUCUGACUUCCUCUGUGCCGCCAUUCCUCUGCUAAUGGCGGCGUCUCCCGUCGCCGCCGUCUCGUGCGAGUUCCACUCCUUCACUACCUGCGAAGACAGAAUUGUCCACUGGUUUGACCCUGAUGAUGGCAUGAUCUGCGAUCCCCUCGACUGCGGCGGCGGCCGUGCACCCGUCAAGACCGACGUCCCCGGAUGUGCUGCUUACAAGGGCACUCUUACUCGUGCCACCAGUGCUUCAUAUCUCUCUUGCUUCAAGAAAGCUGGUCAAGCCACUGCUCCUGUCGUGUCGCCUACUCCCACUGUUGCCGCGCCCAGCAGCAAGCCUGUGACCACCACAGCCGCUCCCAAACCAGCCGAGACCAGCAAAGACGUUGUGGCCGCGUCAAGCUUCUUCAGCGGCACCGCCAGCGCCGUAACGCUUCCCAUUUCAACUACCGCUGCCCCCAGCCAAUCCAGCGACAACAGCAAGACCAACAGCACUGGAGUUAAGACUCAGAGCGCCUCCCAAAGCACAUCUACCGCUGGUGCUGGCAAGGCUGUCGCAGGCUCCUUUGUCAUUGCUGCAGCUGCAGCUAUAGCUCUUCUUUAGGAAGCUGUAGUCUGUAUAAAUAGUAGUUUCAAGGAGGGCUAUUCCAAUGUAUAGAAAUAGUACACUCCAUGUUAUAUAAAUAUAUUGUUCUAUAUACUUGAAUAAGCUGUUCGAUUGAUAUUGUUGACCAAGGCUCAUAGCAUAAACUCGGCUUUGAGUGACGCUGAUUAAAUAUCGUUUAUCCCGACUUGGACCAGUUGGACUUGUGGGAAUGCUUGCCAGGAGUAGAUCUGUACCAGCGCACUCUGCAAUCAGAUCACGGGAACACAGCUCUCGAGAACCUUGGUUAAAUCACUGUAAAAGCC
This is a messenger RNA of [Torrubiella] hemipterigena, 1485 nucleotides long. The record is from the annotation of a GenBank genome assembly. NCBI's taxonomy places the organism in Eukaryota, Fungi, Ascomycota, Sordariomycetes, Hypocreales, Clavicipitaceae.